Molecule: messenger RNA, 852 nt
Organism: Iphiclides podalirius (scarce swallowtail)
Lineage: Eukaryota; Metazoa; Arthropoda; Insecta; Lepidoptera; Papilionidae
Source: the annotation of a GenBank genome assembly
AUGGAUAUUUCAGAAGCUGAGCGCGAGAAGGAGUACCAAUAUCGCGAAAAGUUUGAAAUCGAGUACUUUGCAGCGGUCAGCAACGCAAAUGAGUUGGUGAGCAGGUUUACUUCUGUGCAGCUGGGCAAUGAUAACGAUUCGGCCGCCUCGGUAGCAGUGCCCGCGCAGUCUGGUGGUACCAGUGGCAAACCCUGCCCCACUGUAAGUGAUAAGCGCGUAACGUUAGCUGCAACAGCGCAGGACACUGAACUAGAUAAACAUGCUUUGCAUGAUGAGGAUACACAAGACAUACAUAUUCUAAAUAGCAUACAAUGCGAUAGUAAUGAUGAAAAAUUGCUUAAAUUAGUUAAUGAUGAUCACGCCAAAACUUUGGGUCUAAGAUGGUCUUGUAAAUUGGACACUUUACAUUUUUCGGUCAAUUCUGACUCAUCACAUCUUAAGCCGAGCAAGCGGUCAGUUUUAUCUACAGUUGGACAAGUAUUCGAUCCGUUGGGUCUUGUUAAUCCGUGCAUACUGCAAGAUGACCUAAAAAGGGAAGAUCGUAUCUGCACGCUCUCUCGCUACCAGAGAACACGAGCCCUCACAAAACACUUCUGGACCAGAUAUUACAAAGAAUAUAUUUCAGAAUUACAGAGACGAAAUAAAUGGCAGCGCAAAGACAGAGGAGAGCUUCGCAUUGGAGAUCUGGUGGUAGUAAAGGACGACCAUUUGCCACCCAACCGCUGGCUGCUCGGACGAGUUGUUCAUCUGCAUCCAGGGAGCGACGGAAUCGCCCGUGUAGCUGACGUUGCAACUUCAUCGGGGACCAUACGAAGAGCAUAUAAUAGGCUUUGUCUCUUGCCGUCAUCUGUU